Messenger RNA from Tigriopus californicus, 2960 nucleotides. RefSeq lists its product as uncharacterized. NCBI's taxonomy places the organism in Eukaryota, Metazoa, Arthropoda, Copepoda, Harpacticoida, Harpacticidae. Bases 1078 to 2772 code for a protein of 564 amino acids. The record is from RefSeq and is a predicted model, not a curated record. The transcript has 2 exons.
GGAUAACUAAGGGAGAGGGGAUACUGGGGCAAGGCACCUUUGUUACCUGUCAGCCUACCUCUGCGAACUACGUACGGAGACUAUCCGACACAUUUGUACUGUGCUAAGGGUUGAACAAACGUUUCUUGUGUCGGGAUGCAUGAUGCGUUGGGAGACUCGACAAAGUACAUCUUCCCACACAGAGCUCAAACAUACGGUUCCAUUUUGACAGUGAAACCCUUUGAAAUAUCUUGGGAUUGGGAAAUGACAUGUUAGAAAAUUAGGACUGGAUAUGACACUUUUUAAGCAACUAUAUCUUCGUAUCAGAGAAUAAGAUCACGUUGUAUGUUAACAGAGGCGAGGAAAAGGCAUGCCCUUCAUGAAGGUUUAGAACAUAUUCCCCCUAGGAGCAACUGCACGCUCCCGUAGAGCACUCUAUGGAUGAAAGUUGCCCUCACUAAACUAAAUGCAUCACAGCGAACAGAGGUCGUUUAAAAUUGGAAAAUUAGUAUUAGUACAUGAAUAAGGAAUACAAUCUGUUGGUAAUUCUGAUUUUUAAAGAACAACUGCAUUCAGCACGUGAGUAAGUAGGAACUGCUAAAAUCAACCCUGGCAGGGUUUCUCUAGAUUCAUGUGCGCUUAGGAAGUGUUGCCAACAAACAGAGACAAAUUGCGACCCAAACUGGUUCGAUGCUGUCGGAGUAGCUAAUGAAAAGAUUGCCUGGCAUUUUCGAAUCAUAAUUAGUCGUACCCAGUAUUUGUGGUUUAUUUGAACAUAUUAUGAGUGAAGAAGUAUUCGAUGUAAUUCUAACGAAAAAAAGAUGCUUUCUAUGCCAUAUUGGCAAGCCUCACGUUAUGCCUGCCAGAGAGAGACAGAGAAAAGGGAGCGCUCGCAGAUCUGGAAAUCGUAUGUUUACAUACAGUGCUGUGAUCCCCAACCAGGAGCAUGACUGACAUCCGUUCAGUGUGUGUGUGCUAAAAAAUGACAUCAAAUCUUUGAAUUGUACUGCACAGUGGCCAUUACUUGGCCCGACACAAUUGGCUUGUGUUCAUUACUGUGGCAUAACUUAUCCCGGAGUAGUGACCUUGCUGGUCCCAAUGAUUGGUGCUGACAAAGAAAACUCCAUGAUGGCUGGGAGUGAUCCUCUUCAGGUUGCUCACGGCGUGUUUGUGAGAUGGCUUAAGGAUUUCCAAGACAAGAAGAUGAGUCCCAAACGAAAGAACAUCAUGGGUUUGUUGAAAGAGCUCAACAAGCCCAAACCAAGUCUGAAGAGGAAGCUGAAUUCCACGGAUGAAUCUGAUCCCAUAUACCCAUUGAAGCGCAUCACAUUGAAGAACCCAAGAGAGCGGGAAAGGCUUAUGCGGCUCAAGCUCAUGGAUCUCUUAUGCAAGUGGAACAAUGUCAUGACAGUCUUUCCAGUGGAUCCACGACUGAUUCCAUCGGUUUUGGCUCAGUCCCAAAGUGGUAUCCCCAUUUCCAAUGCAGUAUUCAAGUCUCAAAUGAUGGUCCUCCAAUCCAUGCUACAACGCUUUGUGAAGAGCAUUCCAGAAUAUCAAUCGUUAUGCGAGCACGAUCAAGCUCAGCUGUGGAGUCAAAAUGGUGACAUGGUCAAUGCUUUGGUGCUGGCCAAGUGCCUAAGUCAACAGUUGCCAUUGUCCACCAAGAUUUGGUGGCUUCUGCUUUGCAUGGAGAAUUCGCUUGAUCACAUCACCAAAUCCGAGCAACUUCAAGAUCUGUCUCAAUCUAUGGUCCUGAAGUUCGAGUUUCGUCAGAAUAUGAGCACCAAGGAUUACAACCUGAUGGAGAAGCUCAUUCAAGACAUCAAUUCCUACUCGUUCUCCACCUGUUGGCUGUGCUUUAUAACUUAUGCUUGUGUGUUCCAAACGACUCCUAAUUCAAGGUGUCAGUGUGAUCAGCCCGAUGAUCGGGUCAAUUUUGGUGUUUCCAUCCUCGACAUUGUCUCGUGUUUGGGCUGGAAGCAAAGUGGGUUCCUUACCUUCUUGGAAAAUCUAAAAGAAUUCAGUCUUAUUGUCAAAAACUCCGAGAUGGCAGAGAAAGUGGAUCGACCCUUGAUUGAGCCAUUUUCCUACGUUGAACAGAUGAACGUGACUGCCAUGGUUACUGACGUGGCCAAUUCAUUCAGAGACAUCAGCAUGGGACCGGACAUGGUCCAAGAAAUGCUCAUGAUGAGCUUGAAUGUUCCCACAUCAAAGAGGUUUCACAACCAGGUCCUCAUGGUUUGGCACAAACGCUUCCAUGUGAUUAUGAACAAGUUUGAGAACUUUUUUGAGCUUGACAGUCCUCUUAAAGAGACCUUAGUGACGGAAGGUAUGCUGCAGUCCCUCGGAAUGCUCGUGUACUGGCUUGAAUUCCUCAAGUGCCCUUGGGAGCAAGCCAACUUCAUUUUAGGGGGCGCCGAUCUGCUUCAGUAUAAGCAAUUAUUUGCCAGCCACAAAGGCCUGAAACCCACGCCUUUCAAACUUGCCGACUUCUUGGAACCUGGGGAAGAGCUAGAGGUGGAACGCGUUCAACACACGGUUCAAUCGGGCUACGAGGGUCUCCGAAUGCUGGUGAACGAUUGGGAAACGUUUUGCCUCGUUCUACUCUUUGUUUUGUUUCAACCGGCCUGGAAGACGAACAAGAGCGAGUUCAAAGGCGCGGGAAAAUUGAGUUCCUGGUUUGAAACGAUCUUGAUUAGGAAAACGCUUUUCAAGUCGCAGAAGGCCUUGGAGAAGCUCCAAAUGAUCGACCAUUUGGCCAGUGCUGUCAAUUAUGUCUUGAAGUUGAGAUGAAAUCACCCCUUCAACCUAUUUCAUCAACGUAUUACUCCUGGCAAUUUUCCUAAUUCAAUGACCUUUCCAAAUCAAGGCCACUCUGCCGGUGGACACCACUCGAAACCUAACGAGUCAUGUGCCCAGGCAUGUAUUCCUUCUAAUGCAAUAGAUUGCCAAGAAAUAAAUUAUUAUAUCUUAUAUAUAUA